Molecule: messenger RNA, 4453 nt
Organism: Epinephelus fuscoguttatus (brown-marbled grouper)
Lineage: Eukaryota; Metazoa; Chordata; Actinopteri; Perciformes; Serranidae
Exons: 14
Coding region: 53-1960 (635 amino acids)
Source: RefSeq, a predicted model, not a curated record
AGAAGUUUCUGAAACGAAAGAGAGGCAGCGUUAAACCAUCAGAGCCUCAAACAUGAACGUCUAUCAGACUUUGAUCUGCCUCUUCUUCCUCUCACUGCGGGACACUGGUGUCAUCAAUGCACGAGGCCACAUCGUUACAGGAGCUGAAGGAGGAAACAUCACAGUUGUGUGUAACUUCAAGUUGUCUGGAAGAAGGAGGCUCCUCUGUAAGGAAGAAUGUAAAGAUGGAGAUAUUCUCAUUGAAACGGAUAAGGUCACAGCUCAGAGAGGCCGAUACAGCAUCAAAUAUAAAGAAGGAUUUUAUCCAGCAUCGUAUACAGUUCUGAAUGUGAGCAUCAGAAAUCUGACUGAGUCUGACUCAGGACGAUACAGCUGUGGUUUGGCCAGAUCAUUCCUCCUCAUACCAGCAUACUCAGAGUUUGAGAUCAGAGUUAAAGAUGCGCCAACCUCUUCAGACCUAAACUGGAUUCUUCCACCUGUUACAGCAUUUGUACCAUCGACCUCCACACUGACGACAUCACAGAGUUUAAGCUCCACAUCUUCAUCAGCCUCCUCUGAAGGCACCAAGCAGCCUCAACAGCAACACCCAACACCAGCUUCAACACCAGGUCCAGCUGCCAAAGGUCCGCUGCUGUUUGUGGGUCUGACUCUGCUCAUCAUGUUGAUCAUAUUAUCAGCAGCUUCGAUGAUGUUCUGCAGGAAGAGGGCCAGUAAACCCAAAGAAGCUUCUGUGGAAACUGAGUAUGCUGAUGUCACAGAGACCAACAGAGUGUAUGAGGAGAUCAGAGAGGAGGACAGAAAGAGCAGAUCUCCUCCUGUAGAAAUGUCCACAGUUUACUCUUACGUCAAACCAAAUGGAGUCAAAACCUCAGACGAAUACAGCCUUGUCACUGCAGCCACUCCUCAGAGGAACACUGAAGACGACUCCAGUAAACUCACCUACUCUGAGGUGGAUUUUUCUGAAGCAGCACUGUGGGACACUGAUCUCAUCAAUGCACAAAUCCCAACCCGUACAGGAACUGAAGGAGGAAACAUCACAGUUGUGUGUUCCUUCACUUUCUCUGGAACCACAAAGUUCUUCUGUAAAAACGACUGUGAAGAUGGAGACAUUCUUAUUCAAACAGAGAAGGACGCAGCUCAGAGCGGCCGAUACAGCAUUGAAUAUAACAAAGGAGCUAUAUAUGAAUCUGCACUUCUGUAUGUGAGCAUCAGAAAUCUGACUGAGUCUGACUCAGGACGAUACAGAUGCCGUUUGACCAGAAUCUUGUCUUCAGAUAUCCAGUUUGAGAUCAGAGUUAAAGAUGCUCCAACCUCUUCAGACCCAAACUGGAUUCUUCCACCUGUUACAGCAUUUGUACCAUCGACCUCCACACUGACGACAUCACAGAGUUUAAGCUCCACAUCUUCAUCAGCCUCCUCUGAAGGCACCAAGCAGCCUCAACAGCAACACCCAACACCAGCUGCAGGUUCAGCUGCCAAAGGUCCGCUGCUGUUUGUGGGUCUGACUCUGCUCAUCAUGUUGAUCAUAUUAUCAGCAGCUUUGAUGAUGUUCUGCAGGAAGAGGGCCAGUAAACCCAAAGCAGCUCCUGUGGAAACUGAGUAUGCUGAUGUCACAGAGACCAACAGAGUGUGUGAGGAGAUCAGAGAGGAGGACAGAAAGAGCAGAUCUCCUCCUGUAGAAAUGUCCACAGUUUACUCUUACGUCAAACCAAAUGGAGUCGAAACCUCAGAUGAAUACAGCCUUAUCACUGCAGCCACUCCUCAGAGGAACACUGAAGACGACUCCAGUAAACUCAUCUACUCUGAGGUGGAUUUUUCUGAAGGUGCCUCGCUCCACAGCGCCCCCUGUGGUGAUACGGAUAAGGUUGUUUAUUCUGUUCCUCGGGUAGAUGUGAGCUCAGACAGCAGCCACCCUGAAGACGCUUCACCUCCUCUGUACUCUACGGUUACUACACUUUAGCAGCAGCUUCAGCGCCGUCCACACCACAUUUACUCUCUGGUGGUGUGAAGGAGUAACAUUUACACAAAAAUCUGUUUUUAUUAUUUCAGCCCGUUGUCAUUCUGAAGUCGUCAAAUAAAGCUGCUUUGUCUAUGAUUAUGGCGUCAGACAUGUGACACCAAAAGCCACGUUUCAUGGUGUUCUAACAUGCCGCCAGUUGGCUGGAUGGUAGUUGUUGUGGCAUUAUGAUACGCAGCUGGAUUGCAUUAGGUUUAAAUGCUACCAGUUCUUGAAGAGAAUCAAUACAGGUUCAGGUCAAACAGAUCAACUUCACUAACAAUAAUAGAAGCAAUAGAAGAAAUCACAAAUGCUAUAGAUCGUAAACAACGUGCUGCUGGGAUAUUUAUUGAUUUGAGAAAGGCUUUUGACACAAUCAGCCAAGAUAUCUUACUCAGCAAACUGGAAAGAUAUGGUGUUAGGGGAAUAGUGCUUGACUGGGUCAAAAGUUUUUUAAGCGGGAGACAGCAGUUUGUAAGACUGGGUGAAUGCUCCUCACCAUGUUUGAGAAUUACUUGUGGUGUCCCCCAGGAGUCAGUAUUGGGCCCUAAAUUCUUCAUUGUGUACAUAAACGAUAUCUGUAAAGUCUCUGAGUUAUUGCAUUGUGUUCUUUUUGCGGAUGAUACAAAUAUUUUUUGCUCUGGGGACAGCUUACAACAAUUACAAGAGGACAUCACUAAAGAAAUGAAGAAACUAAAAAUGCAGUUUGACAGAAACAGGUUGUCAUUAAAUUUGAACAAGACGGAAAUAAUGUUAUUUGGUAACUGUAGAAUGAAUACACAGAUCAUGAUAAAAAUAGAUGGAGUUGAAAUUGAAAAAGUUAAUGAAAUUAAAUUUCUGGGAGUAUUUAUAGAUGACAGAAUUAGCUGGAAAUCACAUAUCGAACAUGUACAGACUAAAGUCGCAAGAAGUAUUGCAAUAAUAAACAAAGCAAAGAUGGUUUUAGUCUCUGUGCUGAGGUUUGGGGCAACACCUACAAAACCACGCUAUCUCCUCUAACUAUUCUUCAAAAAAAAGCUAUACGAAUUAUUCACAAAGCUGGUUACCAGGAACACACAAACUCAUUAUUCAUACAGUCAAAAUUACUAAAGUUUACAGACAUUGUUGAAUAUCAAACGGCACAAAUAAUGUUCAAAGCUAAAAAUAAUUUACUACCAAAAAAUGUACAGAAAUUAUUCAGUGACCAGGAGAGGGUUAUAAUUGAAGGGGAAAAUUCAAUUUUAAAAUUCACUUAAUUCGAACCACCAGGAAGAGUUUUUGCAUCUCAGUCAGAGGGGGGAGACUAUGGAAUGGAUUUACUAUGGAACUUAAGCAGUGUUCAAGCAGUAAACAGUUUAAAAUGAGGUACAAAAACAUCAUUUUCAAGAGGUACAGGGAAGAGAGAGGUGCUGGAAAUCACCAGGGGUUAUAGGGCUAUUGUUUAUUCAUGUAGUUAUUCUCUGCUUUCUGUUCUUUUGUGCAUGUGUACAUGUAUAUAUGUGAAUGCAUGUACAGAUACAGAAAGCUUUUUUGAUCCCCGAAGGGCAGUUCAGUUUCUACAGUCCACCAUCUAGACAUACAACCAUUCACACAACAAUAAUACAUGGCAGGAGUAGCAUGAUAUGGCCUGGGUUCAAGUACAAUUAAUAUAAGGCAGACAGCAGAGUAAAUAGUAAUAAGAGAAUAAAAAUUUGAAUAAAAACUAAUAUGUGCUUAUUAGAAACACAUAUUUAAUAAAUUUAAAAAGAUAAUUUUAAUGAGUUGUGCUGACACAACAUUAAUGGUAAAUACUGCCAGAAAACUGUCCAUGUUCAAUUCAAGUUAUGUUUAUUAUCUAUAAAAAUAUGUUAAUUGUUAUUGACAGUUUGGAAUCAAAAUUUCAAUCAAAAUUUUACAGCUACAUUAGCUACAUUUCAAUAUUUAAAUGAAAUCAAAUAACAUAAGAGAUGCCAUUAAGAAUAAACAGUUUAUAAGAGACUUGUUGCAGCUGAAGAUGAGUCGAGGAAAGUCAUGACUCUGAGGUCAGUUUUUCCAGCGAGAUCUUCAGCUGACUUGACAGCGCCCCCUCAUGGUAAUGCUGAUAAUGUUAACACUGAGGUGGCAGCGCAGUUGCUACAAGAAAAUGUUAUUAACCUUUUUAGGGCUCUGGCUUGUUCACAGUCAUCGUUAGGAAAGGCCAGGUGAUGUAAAUUUCAAAGCUUUAUAAAUACUCUGACUCCUGAAACCUUGUCCCAACAAUCAGCAGCCAUGGGCUCCUCUAAACAGCUGCCUAGCACUCUGAAAACUAAAAGAACUGAUGCCCACAAAGCAGGAGAAGACUAUAAGAAGAUAGCAAAGUGUUAUCAGGGAGCUGUUCCCUCAGUUCGUAAUGUCAUUAGGAAAUGUCAGUUAACAGGAACUGUGGAGGUCAAGAAAACUGUCAGAGAGAGCUGCUCGUAGGAUUGUUAGAAAGGCAAAUCAAAACUCCCGUUUGACUGC